This is a messenger RNA of Pseudophryne corroboree (corroboree frog), 3924 nucleotides long. Its product is annotated as oocyte zinc finger protein XlCOF6-like. Gene Ontology annotation, molecular function: RNA polymerase II cis-regulatory region sequence-specific DNA binding; DNA-binding transcription factor activity, RNA polymerase II-specific. Gene Ontology annotation, biological process: regulation of transcription by RNA polymerase II. Lineage: Eukaryota; Metazoa; Chordata; Amphibia; Anura; Myobatrachidae. Bases 472 to 2883 code for a protein of 803 amino acids. The record is from RefSeq and is a predicted model, not a curated record. The transcript is spliced from 6 exons.
CACAGCACACUCCCACCCGUGAUGGGAGCUCUGGGACGUCCCCACUGUAAACUGCACCCCAGCACCGUCAAAUCCUUUUCUCGGAGUCCAUAUGGGAUACUGGGCGCCCACACUGUACUGUUCUUUCUGCACGACUGUUCAUGUUGUGUGUUGGUUCUCUGCCGGCUGUUACACUUUGCUUCCAGUUUUGUUCUGGUUCUAUUCCAGUUUUCUCUGGUAUGUUGUUUUAUUUGAUGUUAUAUAUUUCUCCUCUCCAGUUAUGUUCCGUCUCUCUAUGGGAACAGUUAUCUUAGCUGGUCUAAUGGGGAGGGGCAUAGAGGGGAGGAGCUAGCACACACAGACAAAAAAAUAUUGUGCAUCGGCUCCAUGUACCACGUUUAUACCCCACUGUAAACUGCUCCCCAGUAUCCCCUAUGGACUCCGAGAAAAGGAUUUAUCGGUAAGUACCAAAAUCCUGUUUUACCAUGUUACAUGUGUAAUCUGUGUUGUAUAUGUUUAUUCAUAGGCACACCAGCUGUCUUUAUUGCAAUUCACAUUUUCUGUAUUCUCUCUGAAUCACUGAGGAUGGACUCAGGCAAGAGUCACAAGACUAAGAGGAUAAUAAAUAUCACCCUGGAGAUCAUCUACCUGCUGACUGGGGAGGAUUACACAGUAGUGAAGACAUCCAGUGAGUGUAAGACACCCAGCAGCUGUCCCCUUGUGUCAGGAGUACUGAGCAGGACUCAGAGCCCCAUCACAGUGCCUCCUCUUCACUCACUGAUAAAUGAGAGACACAAUGAUCAGAAGAUCCUGGAACUCACCAACAAGAUCAUUCAGCUAUUGACUGGAGAGGAGGGGGAGUAUAUAGAGGAACAAAGGGGUCUGUACAAGGACGUGAUGAUGGAGAAUCACUGGCCCCUCACAUCACUGGAUGGGCCCAGUAACAGAGAUACCCCAGAGAGAUGUUCCCGUCCUCUGUAUUCCCAGGAUUGUACAGAGGAGAAUCACAGGAUCCCACAGGAGGAUAAGGUAGAAGGUCUGUCAGAUAUAAAGGCAGAAGAUAUAGAGGGAGAAGAAGAGACGUAUGUGACUGAUAUAAAGGCAGAAGAUAUAGAGGAAGAAGAAGAGACGUAUGUGACUGAUAUAAAGGCAGAAGAUACAGAGGGAGAAGAAGAGACGUAUGUGACUGAUAUAAAGGCAGAAGAUAUAGAGGGAGAAGAAGAGACGUAUGUGACUGAUAUAAAGACAGAAGAUAUAGAGGGAGAAGAAGAGACGUAUGUGACUGAUAUAAAGGCAGAAGAUACAGAGGGAGAAGAAGAGAUGUAUGUGACUGAUAUAAAGGCAGAAGAUCUAGAGGGAGAAGAAGAGACGUAUGUGAGGGGUGAUCAGCAGUGUAAGGAGGAGGAAAUCCCUACAGAUAUCAGCACAGCAGAUGGACACACUAGCAGGAAUAUCUCAGAAGGACAUCUAAUGUUAUCCCCGUAUUGGGAAAUAAAUGAUAAUGACAAUAGACAGGAUUCUCCAGGAGAUAACCCCAUUACCCCAAUUAUACAUCCAGCUCUAUCAGCUGGUCCCUCUGAUUCUGGGGAAUGUUCUCCUGAUCACUCUGAUAUUGGUGCAUCUGUUACAGCUCUGACAGUAGAUAUAGAGUUUCCCUGUUCUCUUGAUGCCAAAUGUUUUACACAGAACACAAAGCGUAUUACCCAUCAGACAGCUAAGGCAGGUGAGAGCCCACUGAUAUGUUCUGAGUGUGGGAAAUGUUUUACAUACAAAUCAAAUCUUGUUAAACAUCAGAGAUAUCACACAGGUGAGAAACUAUUUCCAUGUUCUGAGUGUGGAAAACGUUUUACACUGAAAUCAAGUCUUGUUAUACAUCAGAGAAGUCACACAGGUGAGAAACCAUUUUCAUGUUCUCAGUGUCGGAAAUGUUUUACGCAGCAAUCAAAUCUGAUUACACAUCAGAGAAGUCACAUAGGUGAGAAGCCAUUUCCAUGUUCUGAGUGUGGGAAAUGUUUUACAUACAAAUCACAUCUUGUUAAACAUCAGAGAUAUCACACAGGUGAGAAACUAUUUCCAUGUUCUGAGUGUGGAAAACGUUUUACACUGAAAUCAAGUCUCGUUAUACAUCAGAGAAGUCACACAGGUGAGAAACCAUUUUCAUGUCCUGAAUGUGGGAAAUGUUUUACAGUGAAAUCACAUCUUGAUACACAUCAGAGAAGUCACACAGGUGAGAAACCAUUUUCCUGUUCUGAAUGUGGGAAAUGUUUUGCACAUAAAUCACAUCUUGUUACACAUCAGAGAAGUCACACAGGUGAGAAACCAUUUUCAUGUUCUCAUUGUCGGAAAUGUUUUACACAGCAAUCAAAUCUGAUUACACAUCAGAGAAGUCACAUAGGUGAGAAGCCAUUUCCAUGUUCUGAGUGUGGGAAAUGUUUUACAUACAAAUCACAUCUUGUUAAACAUCAGAGAUAUCACACAGGUGAGAAACUAUUUCCAUGUUCUGAGUGUGGAAAACGUUUUACACUAAAAUCAAGUCUUGUUAUACAUCAGAGAAGUCACACAGGUGAGAAACCAUUUCCAUGUCCUGAAUGUGGGAAAUGUUUUACAGUGAAAUCACAUCUUGAUACACAUCAGAGAAGUCACACAGGUGAGAAACCAUUUUCCUGUUCUGAAUGUGGGAAAUGUUUUGCACAUAAAUCACAUCUUGUUACACAUCAGAGAAGUCACACAGGUGAGAAACCAUUUUCAUGUUCUCAGUGUUGGAAAUGUUAUACACAGCAAUCAAAUCUGAUUACACAUCAGAGAAGUCACAUAGGUGAGAAACCAUUUCCAUGUUCUGAGUGUGGAAAAUGUUUUAAACGGAAAUCACAUCUUGUUACACAUCAGAGAAAGUCACACAAGUGAGAGGUUAUAUCCAUGCUCUGAGUGUGAGAAGUAAAUCAGCUCUGUUUCACACAAUAGACAUAACACAGGUGAGGAUCCUUUUUAUUCCCAUCACCAUUGCCAUGCAAUGUUCCUCAAGGUUCUUAUCCUAUCUCCUAUGCUUUUUGCUGCCACUGGGUGAAACAAUUAGACGUCAUGCUCUUGUCUACCACUGCUGUGCAGAGGACCUGUCUUUUUCUCUGUGUACUCGGAAACCCAAUACUAAUCCUAAGUGGCUGUCUAGCUGAGCUCCAGGUGUGGGUGGUGCCAGUUGUCUGUGACUCAGUCCUGGAGAAACAGAGGUCUUUCUGGUAGAAGGUCACCAACAAGACUACAGCUUCACCAACCAACUGAAGUUACCCUUUGGUGUUCAGAGUUACAAAAUGCUGGUCAUGUGCGGAGUCUUAGGUUGUGUCUGACACAAACAUCAGGUAUCUGCCACAUUCGAAUCCUCGUUCUUUCAUCAGUGGACUAUAUCCAAAAUCAAGCACCUGAUUCUCUCAGAAGAUCUACCUACAGUCAUACAUGUACUUGUAUAAUCACGCAUAGACUACUGCAAUGUCCUCUACCUGGGUAUCCCAGCAAAUAAAUUACGCUGCUUGUAGCUUGUGCAGAGUGCAGCAGCCAGGCUGUUACCUAACCAGCCCGUUCCUGCCACAUAACACCCAUUCUCUGCUCCCUUCACCGGCUGCCUGUAAGAUGGUGACUAUUACAUAAUCUUACUGACUCUCCCAGCCCUACAUGACCAGCAUCCAUGGAACCAGAAGCAGCUUCUGCCUCCUUACUGCCCUGCUUUCUUACUUCCACCUGCAGAUGAAGGACUGUUACCAACAGUACCAAGAAUCUGUCAUAAUUCAUUUGUGGAUGAUCUAUUAGCAUUGUUGCCCUGACCAUGGAACCUGCUGCCUCGCACAGUCCAAGAGACCUCCACUCUGGAGACCACAAACAGACUGAUGACUGUUACGCGUUUCAUUAAUGUUCCUUCACUUCCUAAAUAAUACAUCCCACAUGCUGAGCCCUUUA